This is a messenger RNA of Closterium sp. Yama58-4, 194 nucleotides long. NCBI's taxonomy places the organism in Eukaryota, Viridiplantae, Streptophyta, Zygnematophyceae, Desmidiales, Closteriaceae. The record is from the annotation of a GenBank genome assembly.
GGGUGACAAGGGGUGGCUGGGGCAGCUGAGGCCGCGGAUGGCGAGGUGGGGUAGUGCUGCUGCGUUGGAGGCAACUGGUGCAGGAGCAACUGGAGAAACCUCAACUGGAGAAACAAGGAACGUAAACACAUGGGUGGGAAGAUGGAGCAACAGCGACAGGAGCAGCACCUGCAGCUGCAGCGACUGGACAACAA